Molecule: messenger RNA, 2279 nt
Organism: Antechinus flavipes (yellow-footed antechinus)
Lineage: Eukaryota; Metazoa; Chordata; Mammalia; Dasyuromorphia; Dasyuridae
Gene: CEP20
Product: centrosomal protein 20
Exons: 5
Coding region: 65-562 (165 amino acids)
Biological process (GO): cilium assembly; microtubule anchoring
Cellular component (GO): centrosome; motile cilium; ciliary basal body
Molecular function (GO): protein binding
Source: RefSeq, a predicted model, not a curated record
CAGCCCAGUUCAGCCCAUUCUAGCCCAGACCAACCUUUCUUUUACCUCGGGCGGCCGUUGGAAAAUGGCGACGGUCUCGGAACUCAAAGCAGUUUUAAAGGAUACACUGGAAAAAAGGGGUGUACUGGGCCACUUAAGAGCAAAGAUCAGAGCUGAAGUUUUUAAUGCCCUAGAUGAUCAAGGUGAAAAACCUCCACCCCUAUCUCAUGAAAACCUCCUAAUUAAUGAAUUAAUUCGGGAGUAUUUGGAAUUCAACAAAUAUAAGUAUUCAGCAUCUGUCCUUACAGCUGAAUCUGGUCAACCAGUAACGCCAUUGGACAGACAAUUUCUCAUUAAGGAGUUAAAUAUAUAUGAAGACUCGAAUGCAAAAACAGUAUGGCAUCCAAACCACUUUCAUGAAAGGAUCUUCACUUCAGCUUCCAAGGUGAAAUCUGGGCAGGCAGCCCAGUUCAAAAAACAAAACAAAACCAUGAAAUUUUCAGAUAAUCAUUUAGAAAAAUGGUGGAUAAUGGGCAUUAAUACAGAAGAUCAUCAUGUUUCUCAUGCUAUGAAGAAAUUAUAGCUUUCAUUUGGUGCAAAUAUACAUCUUUUAAUUUUCAUAUGUAUAUAUUAAAUUGCUAUUUAUUAUUAUAAUGUAACAUUAUAUAAGUAAUAUGUACAUUUUGUAGAAAUGUAAUUUUAAAAACAUUUAGCAUUUCAUGUUCUACAUUUGUGAAUAAAGGUUAUCUUAGUCAUCUAGCUUAUUGAAUUUGAUUUGAGGAAGAUAAGUAUUUUGCUUUUAGGCAACAUUUUAGGAAACUCCAAGUAGAAAAUGAAAAUUGCUCCAGUUAGGAUGAAACUCCGCUCUUGCCUUCCCAUGCCCUAUUGGAAACAUAGUUGGAACAUAGCUGUGUUUUUCCAGUACACUUAAUUCACUAUAGUUCCUCUUCCAAUUAAAAUUAUGUACCCUAGAAAAAGUACUUUGGAAUACUUACACUUACAUAUAAAUACAUAGGGAACAGAAUUAAAGGCAAAGGUAAUAAUAGUAAAAUCAAAAAAACUAUAGUUAAUCAGUAAUUUCUGAAAUGUAAAGAAGUUGUUUUUUUCAACUUUCAACAGUUAAAAGGUUUUUUAAAUUGACUUAGAAUACGAAUUUUUAUUGUUCAUCAGUCUCUUUCCUUAGAAAAGUUCAUUCUUUUGUUGGAAGGUUAAUUUAGAAGUUGGACAAAGAACUGGUUCUUUAAUUUUUCAUUAAGUAAAACAUAAGGACCAUUUUGUAAUAUGGACAUGUGAAAUUAUAUAGGCAUGCAGGGACAGGAUUAAAAUACUAAGAUGUGUUUAAAACUAGUUUUUUUUUUUUUUUUUUUUUUUUUUUUACGUAGUCCUUAAUUGUAUAGUUAAAGGAUGAAAUAUCAAAGUGCCUAUCCCAUAGUCACAUCUAGAAGUCUUCAUUUGGCACAAUUGGAAGCAUUAUACAAUUUUCUCACAAAUUUUCUCUUUUAAAAUUUGCUUUUUCUAACAUUCAUUAAGUUAGUACCAUGUUUAAUGUCAAAUUAAUAUUUUUCCAGUGGCUGUGGAAUAUAUCCGAUUGCUACAAAGUAUGGUGCCUGACUAGCAGAAGUUAUGUACAGUGUAAUAAAAGUAAAAUUUUGAAAUAUCUCUUUGCUGUAGAGAAAUUUUAACCUAAUGGGAAAUCUUUGGAUUUUUUUUUUUUUGUUGUUGUUGUUAAGGGCUUAAUUCAUUCAAACAAGACUCCUUCCAGUUGAAAAUGCUUUACACUGAUUUUAUGUUUGAUGAUAAUUGGUAAUGUUUAGUAUUUGGAGCUUAACAGAUAUAUUAAAACAAUUUUUUAAAGUGCUACUUUAGCCAUAAUCUUAUAAAUCAUCAGAUUUUAAGUAUAUCACUCUACUGUACAAUUAAGAACUUAAGUAUGAAUGAUUGAAUAAAACCAUAUUAAGAUACAAGAGAAAUAGUUACUAUUUUAAAAUGAAAUGUGAAUUAUGUAAUUACAAUUGUGUUCUGUUGUAUUGUAUGUGGGAGUAUAAAUGUCUGGAUUCUUCCCAGAAGACUAACAUCAAGCUUCAACGAUGUUGCAGUGAAUUUACCUCAGGAAUUGCAAUCAUGUAGGAGUAGAUUCAGUCAAAAUUAAGUACUGUAAUUUUGCAUGUCAAAAUGGAGGCUAAAUAGAAGUAUGCCACAUAGAGACCCUAAUGCUUUCAGAUGCAAAUGUUUGUAACAAUUUUUAUACUAAGAUGAAUUUGAUAAUAGAAGUGUAUCUUUCAAUAAAUAAGGUUAAAAUA